UCGACAAUCCGACAAUGAUUUAAACAACAAUGAUGGGGUACAAAGAAAUAGUAUUUAUAGGAUCCAAAUUGAAUCAGGCCAGGUAGAAUCGGAGCUGUUUAAAUAUAAUACUCUACGAGAAACCGAGCUCGAUCUUUUUAACGCCGACUUCGCGUACACGUUCGAUCGAUCACGGUCAGUUUUCUCUUUUAUUUAAAUUUCAUUUGUAUCGAUUCAAUCCGGGAUUCGCAGCCAUUUUGAACCACCCGUUUACCUUUUAUCCCCGUGAGAAUUUGAAAUAAAAAAAUAUUUCUUCAUCAAAAUAUUUUGAUAAUAAUCUAUUGUGAGAAAGUAUAUUGGAAUACGUAUUUUAAGAAAAUAUUAAACUGGUCGCGUUAAAAUAGAUGCUUUCUGAGAUUAGAGUGACUUAUAUGAACGUCAAGGACUUCUGGAGUCACGAGAGGCCUCCUACUAACGAUCAUAUGUAUAUACAGGAUAGAGCUGUACGGCACACAAGCUACGUCCGGCUGCCAGUGACAAUACUGUAUAUUGCUUUUACCCGGCGAGUCGCUAGGAUGGACGAUUUCUACGGCGAUUUGCAAGAAGAGUCAUUAGGACGAUCAUCAAUCAAAUACCAAAAUAGUGGAUACUACUACGAACCUUGGAUAUCGCUUGCGACAAUACGGAGCCAUCUCACCCCAAUUGCUGAACGCAGACGUGAUCAAGGUCAAAGAAGAGUUACGGUUUUGCAUGUAAAAUAAAUGACUGUGUAUGAUCCUCGAUUUUUCAUGGAAAAAAAGAGAGAAAUUUUUUAGUGAUAAAGAAGAAAUAUUUUUCUGGAAACAAACAUUUUGGUUUAUUUCAGAAAAUAUUAAAUAUUAAACGUUUUAUAAGAAAGAACGAAUACAGGCUAUUUAUUUUAUCUAAAUAGCCAUCUCGCCAAAUGUUGAACGCAGACGUGAUUAAGAUCGAAAAAGAAUUACGAUUCUACACGUAAUAUAUAUCAUUGUAUUUUUAAACUCUUUUUGAAAAUAAUGUUAUCAUUUACUUUAGAAGAUGGAAAUGUAUAUAUAAGAUUUAAUCUAAUUUAUCAAAAUACAUUGAAAUAUCUUUUAAGGAAAGAAUAUUGUGAAAAAAUAUUUUUAAAAAAGUUGUUUGGGUAUAAAUUAAUAGAUUAUACAAUAUUAUUGCCUCUCUAUAGACGAACGCGUCAAAUGUCAUGCGAAGGUUAAUUUUAAUAGAUGUGUCAAGAUAAUAUUAAGAUAAAACAAAUACAUUGUUGAAUAAGCUUCAAAACGUAUAAAAUAUGUGUAAAAAAGUAAUUAACUUUGUAAACACUUUGAAGAAAUAAUUAUCUUAGAUAUAAAAGUAAUCGAGCUACUCAAAAAAGAUAAUAGAAAAAUAAGUUAAUUUCUUUCAAAAAAAUAAUAUGUAAUUAUAAAUAAAUGAAAUAGCCUUCACUUAAAAAAAA
Molecule: messenger RNA, 1450 nt
Organism: Apis mellifera (honey bee)
Lineage: Eukaryota; Metazoa; Arthropoda; Insecta; Hymenoptera; Apidae
Exons: 2
Coding region: 384-740 (118 amino acids)
Source: RefSeq, a predicted model, not a curated record